This is a messenger RNA of Polypterus senegalus (gray bichir), 984 nucleotides long. Its product is annotated as olfactory receptor 6N1-like. Lineage: Eukaryota; Metazoa; Chordata; Cladistia; Polypteriformes; Polypteridae. The record is from RefSeq and is a predicted model, not a curated record. Gene Ontology annotation, molecular function: G protein-coupled receptor activity; olfactory receptor activity. Gene Ontology annotation, cellular component: membrane. The transcript has a single exon. Gene Ontology annotation, biological process: G protein-coupled receptor signaling pathway. The coding region runs from base 1 to 984 and encodes 327 amino acids.
AUGAGCAAUGGGACAUCACAGCAAAUUACAGAAUUCAUUCUGGUGGGAGUUCCUGGUCUACAAGACAGCCAGAACCUGCUAUGUAUCAUCUUCCUGCUGGCGUACUUCAUCGUGAUAACUGGGAAUCUUCUCAUCCUCUCCCUGGUGAUUCUGGACCAGCGGCUUCACACCCCGAUGUACUUCUUCCUCUGUCAUUUAGCCGUCUUGGACAUAAUGCUCUCCACGAUAAUACUCCCGAAAAUGUUUGCAGUAUUCCUUCUCAAUGAUAAAAGUAUUUCAGUUGCCGGAUGUUUCACGCAGAUGUAUUUGGUUCUGGCGAUUGGAGGAACGGAGAACGUUAUUCUGAUUGUCAUGGCCUAUGACCGGUAUGUCGCCAUUAUGAAGCCCCUUCACUACCACGUUAUCAUCAAUGGCAAGCUCUGCGUCCUAUUGGCUAUUGUGGCCUGGAUACUGGGACACAUGGUGCCUGUGCCGGCCUUAAUACAGGCCAUGCCACUGAUAUUUUGCGGCCCAAACAAAAUCGAAUACUGCUAUUGCGACUAUCCUACGGUCGUAUCGUUGGCGUGUGAAGACGUCACAGCUGUCAUCGAGAAUGCUUUUGUCGCUGCCAUGUGCAUAACCAACAUUCCUUUCUUGUUGAUAAUCUGUUCCUACGUGAGGAUAAUAAAGACCAUCGCUGGCAUGAAGAAGGACGACCGCAAGAAAGCCCUGUCCACCUGCGUCUCUCACCUGCUCAUCGUGCUCAUUUACUAUUUUUCUGCCGACCUGUUGUACAUCACAGCUCUCACUCACAGCUCCACCCAAGAUACGCGCGUCAUCAUCGGAGUCUUUGCGUACAUUUUGGCACCCAUAUUGAACCCCAUCAUCUACAGCCUGAGAAACAAACAGAUAAAGCAGGCCGCUGAGAAAUAUCUCGCUUUCCUCUUUCGGCCUCAAAAUGCCGAACCGUUAGUUACAAACGGCGAAGUGUCGAAAAUAGCGUAA